Molecule: messenger RNA, 3311 nt
Organism: Manis javanica (Malayan pangolin)
Lineage: Eukaryota; Metazoa; Chordata; Mammalia; Pholidota; Manidae
Source: RefSeq, a predicted model, not a curated record
GCGCGGGAGCGGGACGAGGCGGCGAUGGUGACUGGGCAGCGGCGCGGGGCCGGGUCCUGGGCAGGGAGGCUCGGCGGCCCCUUUCUUUCUCCGCCCCCGCCCCUCCUCCUCCUCCUCCCUCCCUGCUAGCCCCGGCGGCGGCGGCCGAGGUCGGCGCUCUCGCUGGCCCGCCUCGCCUCCUCCCCCAGCCGGGACCCUCUCCCUCCGCCGCGCCCCCUCCGCUCGCCGCCGCCGCCUCCCUCCUCCCUCCUCCCUCCCGCUCCUUCCCCGAGCGGCCGGCGGGGCGAGAGCGCGGUGGCUGCGAGGAGGCGUAACGGAAAGCCCCGGCGUGGGGAGGCUGCGGGCUCGAGCCGGAGACGCCGAGAGGGGCCCGGCUUAAUGGAAUAAUCAAGCCUCUGGCGUUGGCCUUACAUGAACAGACUCUUCCUGGUGUUAUUUUGCAGACUUGGUAAACUGAGAAGCAGACUCUUGGGCUCACAGCUGACCUGUGGUUUUUGCAUCUCGCUAAGGAGCACCUUCUCAUAAAGAAGCCGGAUUCAAGGUGAUGGUUGUGUCUGGGCCUCACGCUGCCAGACACAUGGUGGCAUUUUUCUGAAGUUGCUCCUUGAGAUUUCUGAGCAUUCCUGCCUCUAGAACAGGUGCAUUUGGAAAAGCUGGAACUGCUUGAGAAGUUAUUUCACAGCAUAUCCAGGUGAGGCCGGCGCCUGCCCCGGAGCUGCUGCGACAUGGCAGCGUGACAGCCCGGGACUGCCCUGCCAGGAGAAACGGAGCCCGAGGCUUCGGGGAGCGAAUGCCCGGAGCAGUGACUUCCUUCUGAGGCUUCCUGAGCCUUCUUCCCCACCGGCUUGCGUUGUUAUUAACCCCGUGGACUCCUGACUCUUUUUCCGCCUUGAACAUCAAUAUGUGUCAUGUUAUUGUCACCUGUCGCUCGAUGCUCUGGACCCUCCUGAGUAUUGUGGUGGCUUUUGCAGAGCUCAUUGCCUUCAUGAGCGCUGACUGGCUAAUUGGCAAAGCCAAGACCCGCAGCAACGCUGAGCCCGAUGACCAGAGCGGAGGCUCCUCAGAGCCCUACCACCCUACUCUAGGAAUCUAUGCCCGCUGCAUCCGGAACCCCGGGGUGCAGCACGUCCAGCGGGAGACGCUGUGCGGGCCCUACGCUGAGAACUUCGGCGAGAUUGCCAGCGGCUUCUGGCAGGCCACCGCUAUUUUCUUAGCCGUGGGCAUUUUCAUUCUCUGCACGGUGGCCUUGGUGUCCGUCUUCACCAUGUGUGUGCAGAGCAUCCUGAAGAAAAGUAUUUUCAAUGUCUGCGGGCUCUUGCAAGGCAUUGCAGGCCUCUUCCUCAUCCUCGGUCUGAUACUCUACCCAGCGGGCUGGGGCUGCCAGAAGGCCGUAAGCUACUGCGGACACUAUGCGUCAGCCUACAAACCUGGAGACUGCUCCUUGGGCUGGGCUUUUUAUACAGCCAUUGGUGGCACAGUCCUCACCUUUCUCUGUGCUGUCUUCUCCGCACAAGCAGAAAUUGCAACCUCCAGUGACAAAGUACAGGAAGAAAUCGAAGAGGGGAAAAACCUUAUCUGCCUCCUUUAGAGACAUUAAUGCCAUUUUCUUCCUUGUGUAACCUUGUGUAACAGUCUGCAUCUGGUUUUGUCAUUUGAGUCAAGUGAAGAACUAGCCUUUACCUACCAAAGCCACAUUCCACAGCCCCCAAACCCUGAGCCUUAAGAGGGCCAACGAGAGGCAAUAAGCAAAGUGUCUGCACACGAGGGCUGCAGUUAGACGGAACACAAAAAUUGUACAUAAACCCUGACAUGCAGCUGAUACAUUGUCAGACUCCGUUGUCUCCAAGGCUCAAUGAAGGAUAAUGAUCUAAACCAUUAAAGCAGCAAUUUCUUCGGAAACAGGAGACUGUUAACCAGAUUUGUGGGCUGUUUUGAGAUGUGUGUCUGCUACAAGACUGCAUACCUGUGAGCAUCUCUGCCUCAGAAUGAAGUUUAGGGGUUGGUGUAUUGUUUCUUUCAAGUUAUCUCAGUCAGAGGCUACAACAAAGAGCGCACACUUACCAGUGACAGGAUGUAUGCUAAAGGGCAUAACAAGAUACUGUCUCUUGCUUAGCCGACCAAAGGGAGUCAGCAGGGAUGGUGUGGGAUCCUGGUGUGGAACGUAUUCUCGGCUGAAUUCCAGUGUAGGGCGGAUCAAUUGAACUGUCACUCCGAGUAAAGACCUGUGUGAUCAUGCGAAAAAAAGUACAAAAUCCUGCUAGUGAAGACAAAUUCACUGUGCUUCCCAGCAGUCAAGCUAGUGCCAGUACUGGCCCAGCCUCUUCUUCCACUGAACAUCACAUUUUCUUCUAGGGUUAGGGCUGCACUUUGACUGCCAAAGGAAAUCUAUUUCCUCAUUCCAGGCAGAGAGGUCUCCAAGCCAGCUAUGGCUCAUUCACAUGUUCACUGGGAGAACUUGCCAGAAUCUCAGCACCUGUGAGGAGACCUUUUCUCACUGUUUGAUGAUGCAGUAGUCAGCUGUAUUUCCAACCUCAAAAAAAAGCUAGUCAUAGGAGUUAAGUUUUUAUAGUCACUGGUGUUGGCCCUGAAAGCACCCUGAAGUAACGUUAAAUUGCUGCACCUGAUGAGCUGCCACAAAGGCUUCAUUCCCAGCAAAGUACAGAGUAGAAAGUCAAUGCAAAAACAAGAGCAAGACCAAACUCACAGCACCAGCCUAUACCUGUUUACAAAAAGAACUGACCACCCCUAUUUGUAAAGGAUUUAGGGGCUUUUAAUCUAGUUUCUAUAAAUUGCCAAUAUAAUUGAUUCAGGUAAAUGGUAUUAGUUCUGACCUCACAUUUACUUUGGAAUGAUGAAAAUGGCCAGAAAGAACCCAGUCUGGUAUUAUUCUGAGUUUCAGAAUUGCAGAAUGAUAAACACUUCUUCACAACUUAACCAAGUAGAAUGGACCUGUCAGACUUCUAGAAGAAUUAGAAGUAUAGGUCUCUUUGGGUUUAUGAAUCUGCUCACUUGAGGGCUUGCUUUGUUUGAAAACUUAAUUACCACACUCCUUCUUUGGGCACAGUAUUGUAUGCUAAGUGCCACCAGGCAUAGAACCCUGAUUCAGAUUUUACAAGCCUGCCCUGAAUGAAUCAUAAAGCUGUGAGAGUCUAAAACCAUGCCUUGGUGCAGAACAAAUAACUGCUUUAUAGCUAGCUAGCUGUCUGUCUAUCUAUCAUCUAUCUAUCUAUCUAUCUAUCUAUCUAUCUAUCUAUCUAUCUAUCUAUCUAUCUGUCUACCUAUCAUCUAUCUAUCUAUAUCUAUCAUCAUCU